CUGUGGGGAACACCCCGCCGCCCUCAGAGCUUUUUCCGUGGCGCAGCCUCUCUGCCCGAGCCAGGCGCGGAGCUGCCGGGGGCUCCUUAGCACCCGGGCGCCGGGGCGCUCGCCCUUCCGCAGCCUUCACUCCAGCCCUCUUGUUCCCGCAAGCCAUGAGAUCGCCCUUCUACCGCUGCCAGAACACCACCUCGGUGGAAAAGGGCAACUCGGCGAUGAUGGGCGCGGUGCUCUUCAGCACCGGCCUCUUGGGCAACCUGCUGGCCCUGGGGCUGCUGGCGCGCUCGGGGCUGGGGUGGUGCUCCCAGCGUCCACUGCGCCCGCCGCCCUCGGUCUUCUACGUGCUGGUGUGUGGCCUGACGGUCACCGACUUGCUGGGCAAGUGCCUCCUAAGCCCCGUGGUGCUGGCUGCCUACGCUCAGAACCGGAGUCUACGGGUGCUUGCGCCCGCAUUGGACAACUCGCUGUGCCAAACAUUCGCCUUCUUCAUGUCCUUCUUUGGGCUCUCCUCGACACUGCAACUCCUGGCCAUGGCACUGGAGUGCUGGCUCUCCCUAGGGCACCCCUUCUUCUACCGACGGCACAUCACCCUGCGCCGGGGCGCACUGGUGGCCCCGGUGGUGAGCGCCUUCUGCCUGGCUUUCUGUGCGCUACCUUUCAUGGGCUUCGGGAAGUUAGUGCAGUACUGCCCCGGCACCUGGUGCUUUAUCCAGAUGGUCCACGAGGAGGGCUCGCUGUCGGUGCUGGGGUACUCUGUGCUCUAUUCCAGCCUCAUGGCGCUGCUGGUCCUCGCCACCGUGCUGUGCAACCUCGGCGCCAUGCGCAACCUCUACGCGAUGCACCGGCGGCUGCAUCGGCAGCGGCGCUCCUGCCCCAGGGACCAUCCCAAGCUGCGUGUGGACGGGAGGGAAGCGUCCCCGCAGCACCUGGAGGAGCUGGAUCACCUUCUGCUGCUGGCACUGAUGACCGUGCUCUUCACUAUGUGUUCUCUGCCCGUAAUUUAUCGCGCUUACUAUGGAGCAUUUAAGGAUAUCAAGGAGAAAAUCAGGACCUCUGAAGAAGCAGAAGACCUCCGGGCCUUGAGAUUUCUAUCUGUGAUUUCAAUUGUGGACCCUUGGAUUUUUAUCAUUUUCAGAACUCCAGUAUUUCGGAUAUUUUUUCACAAGAUUUUCAUAAGACCUCUUACGUACAGGAACUGGUGCAGCAGUUCCACUAACAUGGAAUCUAAUCUGUGACAGUGUUUUUCACUCUGUGGUGGGCUGAGGAAUAUGUCACAUGUUCAGUCAAAGAACCAUGAUUUAAAAAAAAAAAACUUACAAUUUAAAUCCUUAGAAGUUAUCUUCCAUAACAAAAGCACGUAUAUGUAUUUUCAAAAGUAUCUGAUAUCUUAACCAUGUGUUACCAUUCUAUAAUCAUGAACCCCUUCAGUGCAUUUUCACUUUGUUGUUAAUAGCAACUAAAAUUUCAUAUAUUGUCACCAAUGUUAAAAUUCUUAAAAAAGCAAUGGUAUUGUCCCUACAUUUGUACUUGGUGGCCCUGUUUUGUUUAGAGAGGCCUUGAGACAUAUGGUCUUAUAAAAUAUGGUAGAAACACCACCAUUUAUGAUUAUGUGAUGGGCAUUCUUAAAAAGCAUAAUUUCUUACCCUAUUCAUUUUUUGGUGAAACCUGAUUCAUUGAUUUUAUAUCAUCAUUGCCCCUGUUUAGUUCAUUUCUUUGCCAAUUGAUCUAAGCAUAGCCUGAAUUAUGAUGUUCCUAAAGAAGUGAGGUGGGUAAUAUGACCAGGUCAGGCGGUUGGAGGGGCUUCUCCAGCCACCAUCAGGGAGUACUUGCUGCCUCAUGUGGAGACCUGAAGCUAUAACUAGACACAGAGCAAGAUAGGACUAUAGCCCACAACCCAAAGAAGCAAAAAUUCAUUUUUAUCUUUUGAAGUCCAGUUUCUUUUGUAUUAAGUCAAGGGUGUCAGUAGGAAUCAAAAUUUGGGGGUGGGUUGCAAAAUGUUCUUUCAGUUUUUAAAACCUCCAUUUUAUAAAAGAUUUAUCCUGUCAGUGGAUUCUUUGGUGGAAGGAUUUAUGCUUCUUUGAAAACCAGUGUGUGACUUACUGUAGAGCCAUGUUUACUGUUUGACUGUGUGGCACAGUGGGGCAUCUGGCACAGCAAAAAGCCCACCCAGGACUUAGCCUCAGUUGACGAUACUAACAAUGGCCUUAACAUCUACCUUAACGCUACCUAUUACAGCCGUUUUCUGCUGUCUGUGGAGACAGUAAGAUCUUAGGUUCCAAGAUUUUACUUCAAAUUACACCUUCAAAACUGGAGCAGAAUAUAGCUGAAAAGGAGCACAACUGAGCACUUUAAUAGUCAUUUAAACGUUUACAAGGGUCAGCAACAUAAUGAUCGAAAGGGAAACGUGGAGGAAAUGCAGCUGCAACUGAAGUGGAGACUCUAAACCCAGCUUGCAGGUUAGAGCUUUCACCUUUGGUAAAAGAACAGAUCGGGGAGGUUAGAGAGGUUUCAGCAUCUCUGGAGUUCCUUUGGAUCGGACACUCUCAGGACUCCGAGAUGCAAAGCCUGCUACAUUUGGGUAGUCUCAAGACCUCCAGCCAGAAGUCCCUUGCAAAGACAAGAGUACUCAUGUUUACUUAUUUCCAACUUAGCAGCAACCUCAUUUGUUUCACUUAUGUUUUUCCCGUAUCUCAGAGAUAAUAUAAAGCUGGGUAAUUUUUUAUGUAAUUUUUUGGUAUAGCAAAACUGUGAAAAAGCCAAAUUGGGAAUACAAGAAUUAUGAUUUGACAGUAUAACAUGAUGAAAAAAAUGCAGUUGUUUUUGAAAUUUAACUUCUGUUUGUAUCUUAAUGUGUAAGUACAUGUGUGUUUUAUUGUCAGAGGAAAAAUGUUUAUUGUAUUCUUUUUUGGAGAAGUGUGUCAUGAUAAUUGUCCAGUUAACUUGAAAAGGCCCCAGAUGAAUCAAUAAAUAUAAUUUUAUAAUA
Molecule: messenger RNA, 2983 nt
Organism: Piliocolobus tephrosceles (Ugandan red Colobus)
Lineage: Eukaryota; Metazoa; Chordata; Mammalia; Primates; Cercopithecidae
Gene: PTGDR
Product: prostaglandin D2 receptor
Exons: 2
Coding region: 156-1235 (359 amino acids)
Biological process (GO): G protein-coupled receptor signaling pathway; positive regulation of cytosolic calcium ion concentration; inflammatory response
Cellular component (GO): plasma membrane
Molecular function (GO): prostaglandin D receptor activity
Source: RefSeq, a predicted model, not a curated record